Arachis ipaensis is the source of this 1527-nucleotide messenger RNA. NCBI's taxonomy places the organism in Eukaryota, Viridiplantae, Streptophyta, Magnoliopsida, Fabales, Fabaceae. The record is from RefSeq and is a predicted model, not a curated record.
ACUUAGUAAUUUUUUUCCUCCUUAUCACUAAAUCACAUUCACGUUCCAGCACGGCAGAACCCUCACUUUCGCAACUCACCCUAACCCUAACUCACCUUCGCCACGCACCCUUUCACACACACACCCAGAUCCGAGUGAAUGAGUGAACCAGAGGGAGGGGAGGAGGAAGACAGAGAUGAGAGCGCGAGCGAGAGACCAGAGAGUGAGAGGGGGUCACCGCCGCAACGCCGCCAUCACCGUCGUGGAGGAGGGAGUCCAGAGGAGAGAGAGAGAAAGAUGAUUCGCAGACUAAAUGGAGAGAAAGGACGAAGACGCGACGCGAGAGAGAAGGAGGCUAUUCCACCGUGCACUAUGGUCGCUCCUGGGGUCAAUUGAAGCCGCCGCCGCUGCUAGGGCUUGCCGUGCUCCUGUCCUCACUUUCGGCUUCUACGAUUUACUUCCUGUUCGUACUCCCAACCCCGCUCUCUCUCCAACUUUCAUUUCAUUCUCAUUUCAAUUUCAAUUUCAAUUUCGAUGUCUCUGCAAGCGUUUCAUCAGUGCCGUUUUCGAUGCCAAGGGUGCGGAUGCAAUUCUCUCCUUUGAAAAGUUCUGCUGCAAUCUCCCCAGACCUCUUCUUCAGAUCAUAUAUGAUUAAUGUGAAUGAAGAACACUAGGUUGAGUUAAAUUGAAUUGAAUUAUGGAUAAGACAUAAGAGCAUGUUAGCUGGUUUGGAAUCACUUCCAGAAGCUUAUCAGCAAAGAAUAGUGUCCAUGAUGGAACAAGUUAGCUGGGUUAAUUCAUCAAUAAGAAUGGCUUUGCAUGGUUGCUAUUGUCACCAUAUAAAGUUGACAAAUCAUAGAAGAACACCAAACUCCUUCAGCUUCUCAUCCUACAUUUCGAAUCCCAAGUUUCCAAAGAAUAAAAGGGGACAGCGUGAUUCAUCAGAGAAUGAUGCAUAUCCCAGGUUCCUGGUUGUAAUGCGUCAGACAGAAUUGCCUGCAUCAAAUUCAAAGUAUGGUACCAAUGGAAAAGCUGUUAGAAUGGUACCCUCAAGUGAGGUAGUGAAGAGAAGCACACUGUCAGAUAAUAAGGUGAAGACAGUGAAUGGUGCAAAACAAAAUGUUAAUAGAGCAGCAACUAUUGUAAAAAGAGAUGUUAACCCACCCUUAACCAAGGCAGUGAAAUCAAGAACCUCUGAAGAACUUCCACCGCUGGAGGAGCUCAAGGUUUUGCAGCUUGGUCCAACUUUCAUCAAGCUUGGGCAGUUAUCAUCAACAAGGUCAGAUCUAUUUCCACGUGAAUUUGUGGAUGAGCUAGCAAAGUUGCAGGACAAGGUCCCUGCCUUCUCUCCAAAGAAAGCAAAAAGCUUCAUUGAGAGUGAAUUGGGAGCUUCCAUUAGCUUACUGUUUAGGGAGUUCGAAGAUCGGCCAAUAGCCGCUGCUAGUCUUGGUCUGGUAGCAUAAGAUCAGCCUACUGCUUACUUUCUCUGAGGAUUGAUAUGAUCCAGUAAUGAUCUUAAUACUGUUUAGGUUCAUCGUGCUAUCCUGC